Pungitius pungitius (ninespine stickleback) is the source of this 4917-nucleotide messenger RNA. Its product is annotated as transmembrane protein 132C. The coding region runs from base 869 to 4162 and encodes 1097 amino acids. The transcript is spliced from 9 exons. NCBI's taxonomy places the organism in Eukaryota, Metazoa, Chordata, Actinopteri, Perciformes, Gasterosteidae. The record is from RefSeq and is a predicted model, not a curated record.
UUCUACACGGGCCCUUCUGCUCUCUCUCUCUCUCUCUUUCUCUCUCUCGCUCUCUCGACGCGCAUUGGACGGCUGCCGGUGCGUAAGCUCCAGUGAAACUGUCGCCUAUUUCCUGUCUACUUAAACAUCGAAAGAUGAAGGCUUGAACGCGUACUUUCGCAGAUCUUUUUGAAGCAUUGGGUGCCAAAGUGGAAUUAGAAGUGGAUGCCGGCACAUUUUGGCUCCGGGACCAGAGCUCCGCGCGCGCUCCGCUGCGCGCCGCUGGAGUUUCGCUCCGGAGUUGCCUGCGUGUGGAUACGCUGACCUGUGUGGGAAUUUAAACGUAUUUACUUUUAUACACUAUAUCACACGUUGUUUCGGGUGGGAACGGCUUCGGUUCAUGCCCAAGUGUCGCGCUUUACGCACUGGAGCGCAGCCAAGUGCCAGGGUCUGGUGAAGCGGAGACAAAGUGACCAACUGAGGACAAGGGAGUGAAAUGUUUUCCAUUCGUCUGUUCGGGGAGAAAACUGUUUUUGGAGAAGCGUUGUGAAGAUGUAAAGCACCACUGGUUCAUUCAAUCGGGCGCCCUAGUGUCUCUUCUGGAAAUGCUUCGAAGAGUGAUGCAAAGCGGCGCGCAAGUUUCUUUCAUUUUCCACAAAGAAACAACUAGAUAAGACGCGGGUGAAGAGGCUUUCGCUUCGAUUUGUCACGUGCACUAUGGUUUUGUUUCAUUUGCAAAUGACCAAAUGAGGCUUAAGAUAUUUUCUUUACCAGAAAAUGUGAUUUUUCAAUUCCUGCUGCAAGAAGGACUUUUUCCUCUGAAUUAAGACAUUUCGACUUCCUUCUAUUUUGGAGGGGGAUUGAUAUCUGCCUACAGACUCAAAGAAACAUGUUGCACAUCCUUGCACUCCAGUCGGCGGUGUUACUUUUUGCAGUUGCCGACUGUCGAGUCUUGGAGGGACUGCAGAGAUACUCCUCCCUCCCCACGUACUUGCCUGUCAACUACCAGGUGCUCAACGCGGACUUGGCGUUCUUCCUGAAGGAAGCCAACCAGGACUUCAUGAGGAACUCCAGCCUGAUGUCCCGGACUGAGCCCUUCUUUAUCUACCAGGCCAGGAGUCUGCCCUCAAUGAACACCAGCUACGGGCCUCUCUCCGUGGAGCAGCAGGUCCCGUUGGAGCUCCUACAGAGCCCCGGGACCUUUCCCGCCUCCUCCGUUUUCACCUUCAACUGGCAGGUUCAGACCUUCAUCAUGAACACCAGGAUUCACUUGGCCAAGCCCAGGGUCCAGGUUCUGUUCUACGUCGCAGGCAGGGACUGGGACGACUACAGCGCCAUCGACAAGCUGCCCUGCGUGCACAUGUUUGCUUUCCACGAAACCCAGGAGGUGCGCGGCACGUGCCAGCUCAAGGGGGGGCUGGGACUGUGCGUGGCCGAGCUGGAGCCCCUGGCCGGCUGGUUCAGCCCGCCCAGCGUGGUGCCGGGACGCCAGAGGAACCUGGACGCGUCCGAGGGCACGCCGGUGGAGCUCUACUACACGCUGCAGUCCACAGACGCGGGCGAGUGCCACUCCGAGGAGGCCAGGAAGGACACCUUCGUCCGCUCGAGCCAGGAAGGGCUGUUCGGCUCCCACGCGUCCACGCCGCUGCGUAGGAUCGGCGGCGUGAGGCUCUACCAGAACCCCACGCCGCCGCCCCUCGCCGCGCACAGGCUCGACAGCAACUUCAUGGUGAUGGUGCCGGCCACGCCCGUGAGACAGAGGGAAACCGUCUCGGCCUACAUCACGGCGUCGGCCGACUCUCCCGUGGAGAUGUUUACGCUCAGAGUGAAGUUAAAAGAAGGACUGACGUUCCUUGGGGCUCGUCCCAGCAAUCCCACCCAGUGGAUAGUUAGUCAAGAUGUGAGGAGCGAAGGCCACCGAGUGGUGACCCUCCACUGCCGCAGGAAGGAGUCCGGCUACGAUCAGCAAAGUUCUGACACAGGAGUUCAGAGGGUGCUGCAGGUCGAUCUGAAAAUGGAAAUCUUCCCCGAGCCGCUGGGCAGCCGCUGGAUGGCCUGGCAGGUAGAGUACCCUGCCAGUCGCGCCGCCACGCAAGAGGCGGAGACGGAGAUCCAGCUGGCGCAGGAGGACCUGGCGGGCAUCGUGCCGCUGGCCAUGGAUUCAGAGAUUCUGAACACCGCCGUGCUGACGGGGAAGACGGUGGCCGUCCCGGUGAAAGUGGUGACCAUCGGGGUCGACACGUCUGUCACAGAUGUGUCCGAAGCAGUCAAGUGCCGCACCACGGACGAAGAUGUGGUCAAGGUGUCGGACAGGUGCGACUAUGUUUUUGUGAAUGGCAAGGAGAUGAAGGGCAAGGUGAAGAUGAUGGUGAACUUCACCUACGGACACCUGAGUGCUCAGCUGGAGCUCAACGUGUGGAUCCCUCGGCUGCCCCUCCAGAUUGAGGUAUCGGACACGGAGCUGAGCCAAAUCAAAGGGUGGAGGGUCCCCAUCCCGGCCCCCAGUCAGAGGUCCACACGGGACAGCGAGGAUGAGGACGAUGAAGACCGUAGAGGGCGAAGCUGCACUCUCCAGUACCAACAUGCCAUGGUCAGGGUCCUGACCCAUUUUGUAGCCGAGUCAGCUGAUCCCCGAGGCCAAACCAGCUUCAUGCUGGGCACUGAUUGGCAGGUGGACAUCACGGAGCUGGUGUGGGACUUCCUGAAAGUAGAGGACCCGAAGAUUGCAAAGCUACUGGACCGCAGGAUACUGGUGGGACUGGACAUGGGGAUGACGACGAUCCAGGUGCUGUCUCCUUUGUCGGACUCCAUCCUGGCAGAGAAGACCAUCACUGUGGUGGAUGACAAAGUGACCAUCACAGAGCUGGGGGUCCAGCUGGUGACGGGCCUCUCUCUGAGCCUUCAGCUCAGUCCAGGGAGCAACAGAGCCAUCCUGGCCACCACAACCACACAGGAGAUUCUGCAGAGCCCCAAACAGGAAGCCUUGAUCAGCGCGUGGCUGCAGUUCAGCGACGGCUCCGUGGCUCCUCUCGACCUGUACAACGGCGACUUCUUCGUCCUGACGGCCACCUCGCUGGAUGAGGAAAUCGUGACGGUGCAGCAGAACCCCUCGUGGAAGUGGCCUGUCAUCGUGACGGAGGCGGAAGGCCAGGGCCUGCUGGUCAGGGUGGAAAUGACGGUUUGCGAGGUCUGCCAGAAGUUCAAGCGCCGCAGCGUCCUGGCAGCAGGGAACUGCAACGUCCGGGUGAGGUUUGGCCACGGUGACAGCUCAAGGGGCGGGAGCAGCGACUACGGCCCCGACGGAGACGACGUCGAGAGCAGAGGCCGGCCCCCGCCGCCGCCGCCCCAGGACCGAACCCGCCCCGACACUCACUACUACGGCAGCUCCGUCUCUGAAAUGGAGGACGGGCUGUUGAAGAGGGCCACCACCACCACCAGGAGCGCCAUAAUGCGCAGACCCAAUGGGGGAAAGCUUUCAGACGACGGCAGGCCCAAAACGCCCGUCGACUUCGCCGACUUCCCCGCGCAGGCGGACCUGCCGCGCGGCCGCAACGUGGACGACGACCUCGUCCGGGCCGCUCGCGGGCUCACGGACCUGGAGAUCGGGAUGUACGCCCUGCUGGGGGUCUUUUGCCUGGCCAUCCUGGUCUUUCUCAUCAACUGCAUUUCGUACACACUGAAGUACCGGCACAAGGAGCUCUCGAUCGAGGGCCAGGAGAACAUGAACCACGCCCACGACUGGGUGUGGCUGGGCAACGAGGCCGAGCUGCUGGAGAGCCAGAUCAGCCUGUCGUCGCCGCAGCAGCAGCAGCAGCAGCAGCAGGAGGAGGAGGAGCAGACCUCCAUGAUGGACUCGAGCGGCGGCCUGGAGGAGGGCAGCCACUUGCUGAACGGGAGCUCGGCCCAGAAGAACGUGCAGGGCCAAGUGCACCGCGGGGCCGACGCCGGGGGCGCGGCCAGGGACGGCAAAGGAGAGUCGCCCACCACCAAGAGGAAGCGGGUCAAGUUCACCACGUUCACCACCAUCCCCUCGGACAGCGGCUACGCCACCGUUAACACGCUGACCGGGAGCCACGGCCAGGACAUUAAGUGGGUUUGCCAGGACGCCGUGCUCGGGGACUCGAAGGAGUUGCGCAAUUACAUGGAAAGGUUAAAUGAGAGCGCUUUAAAUGAGGUGGCCUAAUGUACUGUGCGCACUUGUAACAAACUCACCCUUAUGCCUUUCUGAGGAAAGUGGGUCUGAACAGGAACCGGACCUGCAAAUUGACUUGAGAAUAAACCCCCAAACUGCCAAAGGGUUAUUUAAUGUUAGAUUGUUCCACAAGUGACUGAUAAUCACUAAUGAAGAAAAUAACGAUAAAUUAGUAGGUCAGGUGGUUAUUUUUUCAUUUGUUUACCUUUUUAUCUUAAUUUGAUUAUUACAGGGUUUAGAUAGAAUAAUCCCAGGACUAUGUAAUAUGAAUUAUCAAACAUGUAGAUUUUAAAACAACCGGUAACAUGUCUAGAUAGAUGUUAAGAAUGUGAGUGCACAUUAAAUGGUUUUGGAAGUUUUGUAACAUUUGGAUAUUAAUUUCUCACGCCAGAUCGAUAGUGUGGAAGAGUUCUGCAGAGACCAAAGCAAGCAACCAGAAAAGUCUGCAUGUCGAUGGUAAAGAAAAAAAAAAAGGCAUAACUUUCUGGCUCUUGAUCAUCUUCCUUAAUGUGGCCGAAAACGAUAUAUCUAUAGAUAUAUAUAUAUAUAUUGACCAGUCUCCACAGCAUUGUAUUGUUGCUCUGUAUAUUGUAUUUUUCAUAACAUUUAAGAAAUACACAACGAUGUCAAGAGCGUGUAUCAGCUUUCAUUGACCGCGGCAUCAUUAGGCCUCUUCCAUUCUCGAGCCCUAAGGUCAGCUGAGCAACGCGGUGGAGGAAGGGCAGCCAAUUACACAAUCAUUCUUU